Molecule: messenger RNA, 2046 nt
Organism: Ogataea philodendri
Lineage: Eukaryota; Fungi; Ascomycota; Pichiomycetes; Pichiales; Pichiaceae
Exons: 1
Coding region: 1-2046 (681 amino acids)
Biological process (GO): maturation of SSU-rRNA from tricistronic rRNA transcript (SSU-rRNA, 5.8S rRNA, LSU-rRNA)
Cellular component (GO): t-UTP complex; 90S preribosome; small-subunit processome
Molecular function (GO): protein binding; RNA binding
Source: RefSeq, a predicted model, not a curated record
AUGGAUAUUCACCGGUGUCGAUUUGUGGAUUAUACGCCUCAAACGGUGACUUCUCUGGCAUUCUCCCAGAGAUCCACUACCGAUAUCAGUCCCAGAAACCUUUUACUAGCGGUUGGACGAGCAGACGGGUCGAUCGAGCUAUGGAAUCCGCGAGGACGGCAUACAAACUGGCUCAAACAGCACACAAUCCCCGGAGGAAAGGGAAGAUCGGUUGAAGGACUUGUCUGGUGCAGUGAUGAUAUACACUCGCGGCUUUUUUCGAUCGGAGGAUCCACGUAUCUGACCGAGUGGGACGUUUCCAAGGGAGUUCCUGUUCAGAACCAUGACUGCAAUGCCGGUGUGAUUUGGUCUGUUGCGGCCAACCAGUCCCAAUCCAAGAUUGCUGUUGGAUGUGAGGAUGGAUCUGUUGUGAUAAUAGACGUUUCUGGAGGCCCAGGAGUCAUGGAGCACGAACGGAUCUUACAAAGACAGCAGUCUAGAGUGUUGAGCUUGUGCUGGUAUAAGGACGAGAUGAUCAUUGGAGGAUGUGCUGAUGGCCGUAUACGGUGUUGGGAUGCUCAAGGGCAACUGGUGCACACUUUACGAGUUGACAAGUCCAAGACAGAGAGCACUCUGGUGUGGAGUGUCUAUGUGGUUGCAAAUUCCAGUCAGCUUGUUUCCGGUGAUUCUACCGGUAGCGUCAAGUUCUGGGACUUGAAGCAUUUUGUGUUGCAACAGAGCUUCAACGUUCACGAGGCCGAUGUUCUUACGUUGACCGGAAACAUGAACGGAACCACCGUUUUCAGUACCGGUGUGGACAGAAAAAUAUACCAGUUCCAACUAGUGGAAGCUGGCAAGAAAUCACAGAAAUGGAUGAGCAGUUCGAACAGGCUGCUCCAUGGAAACGAUGUUCGUGCGAUGACGGCGUACGAGUCGCGGAACCUCGAUCUUCUGGUCAGUGGAGGAGUCGAGCGCGUGGUUGUUGUGCAUUCGUCCAAGAACUUUCAGAACGGGAUGGUGGUGAAGCUACCAAUCAAUGCUAAUAAUGUGAUUAUAAACGAGGAGCAACGGCUGCUGGUGAUGUGGCAGGAACAGACCAUCAAGGUUUGGAAGUUCUUGAACAAUCAGGAGAAGCUUUUGGUUGCAAAGCUCACGCUUGCAGACCAGGAAAAUAUCACCGACGUUGCUAUUUCCAAGAACGGACGGUACCUUGUUGUGGCAAGACUGAGUGUUGUGCGUAUUUUCGAGCUGAUCGAGACAGACACGGCCAAAUUACAGGUUCUCAAAGUGCAAGCCUCGAAACUGGACGGUGUCGGUGCCAAGAAGGUGGCCAUUUUGGACGAAAAAGCACAGAUUUUGCUCGUUUCCAACGACAACGAGGUGACCUCCAUUAAGUUCGACGUCAACGACGAAGAUGAGGUGUCUGAGUUCGACGAGGAGCAGGAGUUGCUGGAGUACGACGUGGAGACCGAGUGCGAGCUGCUGCAAGUGAGUGCAGACUCGCAAGUGGCUGCAUUUGCUAGCUAUUCAGGCAAAAUAGCAUUGCUCGACACCGAGUCUGGCGAGACCCGUGUACUGGUCAGACUGAACGAGGUUCCAACUGCUCUACGGUUCAGCAGCAGAGACACGCUUCUAGUGGCCACAUUGGACCACAAGCUUUACGAGUUUAACCUGGAAGGCGACCUGCACUCGGAAUGGUCACGCAAUAAUAGCGAGAACAUGCCCCAGGCUUUUGUGACGCUUCCAGGCCAGCCAUAUGGCAUAUUCGAGACAAACGACCGUUUCUGGGUCUACGGAACGAGCUGGCUAGCUUUCUUCGACUCCAAAACAGAGCUUCCGCAAAAACAGUCCAAGGGGAAGAAACGUAGCAGAAGCAAGCCAAACGGAACAGUCAAUGGAUCUAAUGAGAACCACGAGGUGUCGGAAAAGACGUUCUGGUUCACCAACAAAUACAAAAACUUGCUACUGGCCGACAGACUGUCUGAGGACGAGCUUGUCGUGGUGGAAAGACCUGUGGAGGAGAUGCCUUCGCCGCCGGCAUUCAAAUUGGUCAAGUAUAAUAUAUAG